UUCCGGCGAAAUCCCUCCCACUCAGGAAAGUCCCUAGAAAGAGAGCGCAGGCGCCUGGGUAUCACAUGGCCACUUCCCGGAAGCGCAGCAGACCCGCUCAACUUCAUCCUGGGUUGAGGCGGAGGACAACUCCCGGAAUUAUGGCGAAGUUCGGGCUGGGGCAGGAUCCGCAGAGCACAGCUGCAGCCACUGUGCUAAAGCGGGCGGUAGAACUAGAUUCGGAGUCGCGGUAUCCGCAGGCUCUGGUGUGUUACCAAGAGGGGAUUGAUCUGCUUCUGCAGGUUCUGAAAGGUACCAAAGAUAAUACUAAGAGAUGUAAUCUCAGAGAAAAAAUUUCCAAAUACAUGGACAGAGCGGAAAACAUAAAGAAGUACUUGGACCAAGAAAAAGAAGAUGGAAAAUAUCACAAGCAAAUUAAAAUAGAAGAGAAUGCAACAGGUUUCAGUUAUGAGUCACUUUUUCGCGAAUACCUUCAUGAGACAGUUACAGAAGUUUGGAUAGAAGAUCCUUAUAUUAGACAUACUCAUCAGCUGUAUAACUUUCUUCGAUUUUGUGAGAUGCUCAUUAAGAGACCGUGUAAAGUAAAAACUAUUCACCUUCUCACCUCUCUGGAUGAAGGCAUUGAGCAAGCGCAGCAAAGUAGAGGCCUGCAAGAAAUAGAAGAGUCACUCAGGAGUCACGGAGUGCUGUUGGAAGUUCAAUACUCUUCUUCAAUACAUGACCGAGAAAUUAGGUUCAACAAUGGAUGGAUGAUUAAGAUUGGAAGGGGACUUGAUUAUUUUAAGAAACCACAGAGUCAUUUUUCCCUUGGAUAUUGUGAUUUUGAUUUAAGACCAUGUCAUGAAACAACAGUGGACAUUUUUCAUAAGAAGCAUACAAAAAAUAUAUGACGGGCAGUAGCCUAAUUUGUAUUAUGUCUACUUUAAGUGAAUAUUGGAUUUUUUUUAAAAGAUCACUUUUAUAAUGUAUGAAUUUAACAAUAAACUUUUAUAUUUCUACUAA
Pongo pygmaeus (Bornean orangutan) is the source of this 1002-nucleotide messenger RNA. RefSeq names its product MIT domain-containing protein 1-like. Gene Ontology annotation, biological process: midbody abscission. The transcript has 7 exons. Lineage: Eukaryota; Metazoa; Chordata; Mammalia; Primates; Hominidae. The coding region runs from base 66 to 890 and encodes 274 amino acids. Gene Ontology annotation, cellular component: midbody. The record is from RefSeq and is a predicted model, not a curated record.